CGUGUUCUUUUUCGUUUCCGUAUUUUUUGUCGUACGGAUUCGCGCGAGGGAAGGCGCGUCGAUUCAUGCGGGAAAGUCGGUACGACGCGACGAUCGUCUCACUUAUUUCCACCGGGCGGCGGACGAUCGUGCGGGGGUGCAGUUCGGCGGAGUGACGCGCCUCCGGCGCGGCGUUAUCGCGAACGGACUAUGCUCCUGGGAGAAGCCGCGCGCGACGGCCGUCAGGUGGCAGUAGCCGGAAAACAGUGGGACGGCGUAUAGACACCCUGCAACGGGACUGUCUUUUUCACGGGGAUCGUUGUCCGCGUUUUCUCGCGAUCAUCACGGACCUACGGCAGGAUUUUCAGUCCCCGAGGAGCCCAAUGUGGGUGGAAGUGAGAUGGCAUCCAGGGAAAAGAAACCCUUAGCGCCUUCCAAAUCGAAACAGAAGGCGAGUAGUGACUCUGGCUUGCCAUCCAAUGAAGUCAAGAAUAAGAAAGGCAAGUCAUUGCCGAAUAUAAAGCAGCAGCAAGUUGCGCAAGAGAUUUUUGAUACAGUAGCAACAGGUAGUCAGCUCUCUGCGAAACUAGAAGCAAGUUUACCACGCAGGAAUGCCCUUAAAAAUCUGAAGCGUAAGCAGAACCUAAGAGCAGCGAAGGCAAAUCUCAUUAAGUCAAAGGUUACCAAGAAAGUGACAAACAAGGACUUAUACAGGGUAGCGUGUGGCGUUAUAAGGGGUGUGAAAGCGAAAAAAGCUAAGCAGUCGGAGGAAUCAACAGUUAAGGCAGUUGAUAUUACUCUUAGACUUGCAGAAAAUCAGACAAACAACGGAGACAACGAAGGCAAAGGAACUGAAACACCAAGCAAAAGUGCCAAGAACAAUCUCAGGACCAAGAAAACCAAAUCUGACAUUCAGAAUAAGGAAGAGGCCAGUGCUUCGUCCAGUGCUAAAGUCAGUCCAAAACUUGGCAGAAAGGGGAAGGUAGCGGACAGUCCUGACUCUUUGAAGAGUGCCAAAACAGUAAAGUUAACAAACUUGAAGAAGAAUAGUAUCAAGGACAAUCUCAUAAAAGUUACGGAGGGUGAUAACAAGGGUGCAAAAAGUCGAAAGAGCACUGGUAAGGAAUUAGACUGUGGUAGUAGCGUAAAAAGCAAUUCUAGCGUUGAAAAACUUCCAAAGGCGGCUUUGGACAACAAGAGUUCUAUUGAUCUUACUAUAGACGAAGUUAUUGCUUGUUCAAUGUUGAGUGAUACUGAAGCUGAGGGCGUUACAGAUAAAACGGAAGGAAAGGUGACGAGAAGUAAGAAAAUGCUGGUGGAUGAAAAUACCGUCGGCGACGUCGAAAUAAAGAAAGAACCCGAUACUGACGACAUGAAAAUUCCAUCAGACGGAGAAUAUACAGAGACAGAUCAAGGAUUGCACAUGCAGAAUGCUAUACAGCUGAGGAAAAGAAGGAAGAUCAUCGAUUAUGCCUAUGACCAACCGCCUCAAAGAAGAAGAAAUGGAAAGCAGCGUCAAUUAUCAGAUUCCGGUAAUUCCGCAGAUAACGAUCUUAAAAAGCGUCAAAGACUAAAUUCAGAAGGAACUCUUGAUAAUUCGAUAGAACAUAUUUCUGAUUGCAAUAUAAAUACAGACUCUUGCUUUUCAGAUCCCGGUUGUAACGAAUCUCAAAGCAUUGUAGCAUCGAGUAAGAGAGAAAUUUGUUUGAUGAAGAACGAGAUGCCGAAGAAUUUUGAGGAGGAUGCCGAAACCGGAUUGGAAGUAGAGAACAAUAAUAAUAGCGAUCGUGUGGACAGAACAGCCGAAAUAGGACCGACACUGCGUUCCAAAACUAAAGCUAAAAUCGCAGAAACCGAAGCAACGAAAGACGAUGAUGCUAAAGUUGAGGACGCACGGGUGACACCUAAGCCUGCGGAAGCGCCUGCAGAAGAUUCGAAGAAACUUAAUUUAGAUCCGGUGAGAAAAGACAGUAUUUUAGUCAAAAUUGCAGAUAAAUCUAAAGGUCGUAGGAGUAGCUUAAAUAUAGAUACGAAAAAGACAGUUAAUUCUUUUUACAACACGGACAAAUCGGACGGUAAUUCAAAAUCGCAGAUAGAUCAAAUGAUCGAAAGCAUUAAAUUAAAUAUUGCCAAAUCCAUUGAGAAAAAAAUCUUUGGUCCGGAGAAGAGUCUUGGAUUAAGUAAAAACUUUGAUGCGAAGAUCGAAGAAAUCGUCGCGCCACUCAGCACAGAGUCUCAGAAAAUGGGAUUAGAAGAAAAUACCGACGAGGACAGGUCCACCGUUACAAAGAAUGAAAUCACGUCAGAUAACUCGGAAAAUUCAGUACCAAAAGUGGCUGAUACUGCCAAAGAGAUCGAAGAGAAACUAGUCAAGUUUGAUAUUGGGGAAGCCGAGACACAUUCGCAAAGCAUCCAAGAGAACAAAGCCUCCAAUAGCGACAGAAUUAACGAUGUACAUAAUACAAAUGAAUCUACAUGUAAUUUAGAUAAUAAUAAUGGUACAUCUUGCAACAACGUGGAUGAGCCAGGCGUGGAAAACGUUGGUUGCAGCACAGCCAGUAGCGCUUCAAUCACUAGCAGCGACAAUGAGUCAAAGACAUCGGACGAAAGCAGAAAGUCCGUCCCGACGAGAAAGUCUUCGAGAAUCAGUGACAAAAGUUCGGACAGCGGCAGCAGUCCCGAAGCGAGAAAGUCGAACAGGACGCCGAAUAAAGCGGUCAAAUCGGAUAAUGCGGAGGAUGUUGCAGCGGAUGCGCAAAAAUCGACGAACGAAGAAACGAUCUCGGAAGACACAACGUCUCGUCAGAUUUCAGAUAACGCCGCUUCGCCCGCAUCGAUGACUUCUGAGCAAAUCGAGGAGCGAUUUCUCGAAGAUUGUAAACAAGCAAAAGAAACGGAGGAACCGGACGCUGAUAUUUUAAAUGCUGUUUCGGAUAAUUUAGAAGAAUCGGAAACAUUGGAAAGUAUAUCUCGCGAAGUAGAAAGACUGGUGGCAGGGGAACAAUGCGUGAAGCCGUUGGCUACAAGCGAUACGAGUUUGAGCAAAGAAAUGAUUUCCGAUAUACUGGACAAGGAGCAGGAAGACGAAGAUGUAAACGAAGAGGAAGCGUCUGCUGGCUGCAUCGACAAUUCUACGCCAUCAGCUGCCAAUAGUACAAAUGGGACAAACAACAGCCAUGUAGACAGUAAGAUUGUCGAGGCAUCUGAAACGCUGCGGGAGAACGAAGCUCCUUGCAGAUCAGCACAAAGCGCGAAGCAUUUUAAACCUAACAAUAACCACUCACCAACCACCGCAAACUGUGAUUCAAAUAGUGAAUAUAGCUCUGUAAAUUCUGUGCCUACACACACGUGUACUUCUGAUCGGCGGAACGACGAAGCCGAGAAGCUCGAUCAAGACGACGACUGCAAAGAAUUAAACAAGUCCAGCGACACAUCCAACUCGGAUGAGAGCGCUUCGAAUCAACAGUCGGAGCAUAAUGAAGUCGCGCCGACAACGGAUCAGAGCAAUAAAGCGACGGACGACAAGAGUGCCGACGAGCAGAAGCCCGUUAACGAGGAAAACAGGAGAGUGUUGCGUGCUCGCGACAAGCAGAAGAAAAUGGAAAACAAACAGAAUACGCCUCGCAGUCGGGAUCACGCCGACAGCGCGAAAAUUAAAACGGAGGAAUCCAAUCCGCAGAAGGCACAAAAUUCCAACUUGCGCAGCGACGCCGACGAGAGUUCGUCCGUCGAUGGCACUAUUGUUCCCGAAAGUUCUCAGAAAGCAGAAGACACGAGCGAUUCGCAGCACAGCAAUGAAUUGGACGCGAACGAGCUUGAACCACAAGCUCGUACUCGCCGUAGUCGAGAGAUAAAGAAACGCAAAGAGGAGCUGCCGCAGCUAUCCAGCAGCUCGAAGACCAAGCGCGUCAAGCGUGAUCUGCGAAAAUCCGAUCAGCAAAACAAAGAAGAAACAUUGCUGGAUAACGAGGUAGCCAAGAUUAACGAGAACAAUAGAUCUUUCCUGAGCAAAUACGGCAGCACCGGCGUCGAGCGCACGGAGAGUUUCCGCGAAUUCUUCGAGCAGGGCGGACAAGGUGAAUUGGAUAAGAUCGAAAAGAAUUCCAAUUUGCGCAGUAAAUCGGAGAACGACAUAAGAAUCGUUGGUGGGAAAAAUGGCAAAAACGAGGAACGGCAGCUCUCGCGAAAUCUGUCCGAAAAUCACGUGUCGAAACAGGCAACUGACAAUAUGGACAUUCUGGAGAGCGAAUGCAAGACCCUGAAGACGCCGGAGCUCGCGCAGAAGGAUUCCGACGAGGCUUCAACGUCCGGCGAAUCAUCGUCGAAUAGCGGCACACCGAAGAUUUUGGAAACUCCUGAAGAUAAGGAGAGGAAGGAGUCGAUUCUGCGAUUAUUGGGAUUGGAACCCCUUGAGGAGGCCACGCAAAGAUUGCAGAAUCAGCAGAAGACUAAGAGGGAACAGUCUUCCUCAUCAGGUACUUUGAAAACAGUCAUCAGAGUAUCACAAAAGGACAAGGAUAAAGAUAAGAAAGGGUCUCGAUCCCCUUUGAAAAUGGUGCUUAAACAGCAGGGACGUGGUGACGGAGAGGGGGACUCACCUGAAUUUUACACCAUUCAAAAGGAGUUUGGAACCAGUGGUUUGGGAGAUAGCAGCUCUGGUGCGAACCGAAAGUUCACUACUAACCACAGACACUCUUGCGAUGACGAUAAUGAGGAGGCUACACCUAAGGAUCGUCAGUCGCUUGUCAUUCCAGAGAAAUCUUCUUCUUUUUCUAUUCAUCCUGGGCGCGUAUGCGCUGAUGUGUGUUGCUAUUGUUUUGGAAAAUUCGGUUCUUUAGACACACCUAUGCAUUUAGCACAAAUGAAAUCCGACGAAAGACGCAAAAAGAUCUUGAAUGUAGAAAGACAUCUUAACAAAGAUUCGUGUCUAUGCGACGCCUGCUAUCGUCAUGUUGAUAGAAAGGCGAACACUAGCCCGACAAACAUGCAGCAGAAGCCGCAGAAACAACACAGACAAUUAAUGAUAUCAAAAUGCUCAGCUCGCGAAUGCCGAGAUCCUGCACGACAUCAUGUUAAACGUCGUUGGCUGCUCAAAAUAAGACCCGGUCUCCAGAAUCAGGUCGACAUUGACUGGGAAUCGACUCAACACACCACGAUGUCGUUCUGCAUUAGUCAUUAUGAGAAGAUUGGGCGUUUCUUGACAUGUGCGCUGUGUAAACGGCGACUUGCUCGAGCGCACACUCAUCAAGUGGUUAGUGCAGAAAUCGACGAAUUGAAUCAGAUACUCGGACAACAAGGAGUUCCCGUUUCGCUGGCGGCUGGAACGUUUGUGUGCAAGCUGUGUCGAUACUUUACACAACUCCAGUUGAAGUACAAGGACAUCGAGAAUAUGAAUUCGAAUCAUAAAUCCUUUUGUAAGAGUUAUCGAAGGCGAAUCCUGCAUUAUCUCGGUAUCGAGGUUGCCGACGAUGAGGACGACGAUUCGCCGCAGCAGGCGAGCCAAGUGAAGGAUAAGAAGAGCAAGAAAGGUCCUAAGAGCGCACAGCAACUCAAGAGCGGAAGUUCCAAGUCUCCGGACCGCACAACGAGCGGCACGUCGGAGAAGUCGACUCCGGAGCCAAAUAAGAACGAGGGUACGGCGGGAUGUAGCUCCUCCGAUAUAGGCAACGAGACUCGCGCUAUAAAGACGGGUAACAUGAGCGGCGGCGAGAAUGGCAGCACGGACGCACAUUAUCUCGGCAUCGAGAGCGCGGUGGAGAAUCUGAAGAAGCGCAAGAUGCUCGACCUGUACACGACAUCGUCGUCAUGCGAUAGUGCGAUCGCGAACGAGAUGGUCGAGAUCCUCGGCAUGGACAACGAGAUCACACUGACGCGGUUGCCGAAGAAGCCGAAGGUGAAUAGUAGCAACAGCAACGACAUAACACCCGUGGUGCAAAGACUGGGCGCGAAUCCCUCCAUAAGCGUGCGUACGCUUUUCCCAGGCGAGGAAGAGAUGAAUCUUCACGUGAACGUCGAAUUUCAGAACGUGCGCGAGGUGACGCCGCAAGGAUGGGAAAAGUGCGCGACGAUGAUACAGUACGAUCGCGAGACUAAACUCCUCUGGCAGCAAUUGCAGCGACCGUACGGCAAUCAGAGCUCUUUCCUGCGACAUUUAAUUCUCUUGGAGAAGUACUACAGAGCCGGCGACCUGAUACUGGCGCCGAACGCCUCGCGGAACGCGAUCAACUACUCCACGUCCGUGCAGAAUAGACUGAUAUCAUACGAGGGCCCGGAGAAGAUGGACGAGCCGAUAAUGGAGCCGAUUGCGGCAGAGUAUAAUAAUUCGCGCCGUCUCAGCGGCGGCUACGUGCUGGAAAAGGAGAGACUGCCCGGCACGAGUUCCAUGUCUAGACCGUCGACCAGCGGCAGCAGUAUUGGUGCGAUGCCGUCGCAUUCGGUAAAUGCGAAGGUGAAUGCGCAGCAGCGGGUGCUCAAACUCAAUUCGGGAGUGUCGAUCAUCAAGAAACCGCCGCCCAAUCUGCAACGAUUAAAUUUGCCGACCAGUAGCGGCGCCAAACGGAAAGACGGACAGAAUUUGCCCCCUGUUUUUGCCGGUAAAGUAUUUCAAAUGAACGAGCCGGAGAUGCUGCGGACACAGAAACGGCAAAAACUCAAUGACAGACAGUCCGGCGCCGGUACGAGCAAUGGAUCGGUCGGCGGCACGAGCGGUGGUUUUAGGACGCAAUAUCAGAAGACGGCGGUCGCCAUUGCCGGCCACAAUCAGCAGUUCCACAAGCACCUGCGGAUGCAGCAGGAGAUGCUGAGCCGUCAGAGCCGCAGCGACUUUGAGCCGCUGAUCUGCGACAUUACGCGCACCACGGUGGCGAAUGAGAACAGCACGACAAAUCUCAUACAGAACUUCAACCUGCCGAAGUCGAUCCAGGUGACGACCAAGCCGACGUCGUCGACGAGCAAUCCGAUUCCGAUUUUGCCGAAAAUCCCGAAAUCGCUGACGGUAAUACCGCAAACCAUCACAAGACCUGCUGACAAAUGAAAGCGAGAGACGUAAGUAGACGUUAUAUACACACGGUCUCUUUUCCUUUUCGAAAGAGACAGCGCGGCAGAUAUGGAAAAUCGAUCGAAGAAGGCACGCUUCUUCACGCCAAUGUCGAUCGGACUUUGUAAUUGCCGUUAAAAACAAAAUGAAUAGAUCAUGAAUGCUCGGAGAGCAGUUUUUGCCUUAUGUGAGCGCAUCGCGAUAUGCUUACUUAUCGAGCCUGAUCGCUCAAAACGUACACGUACACGUGACACACACUGAUUUUACAGCACGGUUAAGACGAGACUAUAUAACGACUUAUACAUAUUUGUUGCAUCGAUCGUGAUCGUAAACUUGUAGAUAAGUUAGUAGGGUAAUUCGAGCAAAUUAAGACACUUCGAUUCUAACGAUAUUAUACAUAUAUAUUAACAACCAAAGCUUCAUUAUAAAACGCAUUAACGAAGAAAAAAAAACGCGUUGAACAAUGCUGUUUCCACGGAAAGUGCCUAAAAUGACACAAGCGGAAGUCGUUACUUUAUUAUUAAUUAUAUAAUUAUAUACGUGAAGUGCAAUACUGAAUCCUUGGUUCAGUAUCUAGAUACCAAUACGCAAAUUUCCAAUAAGUCGUGAUACGAUCGAUGAUAAAUGAUUAAAAGACUCGCCAGAAUCAUGAACCAAGUAGAUGUAAAGCGAUGUAACGCGAGAUUUGAAUUGGUAUUUUUUAAUACGCGAAAUGUCCAAUAAGAUAUGAUUUUCCAUGAAAAAAAUCAGUGAAAAGUAUGCAAUAAAUUUUUAGAUUGUGUGUGCGCGUGUGUGUGUGAUUGAAGAGUUUUUAAAUUUUAGAAAUUAUAUUUGAGUGGAAAGAAUUUGUAUUGAUAGAACAAUUUUUGUAAAACGUGACUACAAUUAAAACUACAAGUUCCGUACGAAUUGUUUUUCUCCUCCUUUGGAGAAGUAAAGCAGCUUUUAGAAAUAAAUUUUGCUUUAUUUGCAAUAACGUUUUACAAGGAAUUCAGUCCUGUUAUACAAACGUGACAAUUUUUUCAUACGUUCUAAAGAUUUUGCUUGAAAAAUUUAUUCUAGAUUUUUCACAAAUAUUUUUCUGUGAGAUCGUCUCUCGUCAGUUCUAUCGCGAUUUAUUGGAUACUUCGCGUAUUGUAUUUCACGUGUAUAAUUAUGUAAUUAAUGAUAAAGUAACGACUUCCAUUUGUAUUCGUAUUCUCGAAAAACUUGGUUUUCACGGAAACCACAAGAAAUCAUCUCCUCAUCCGAUUGCAUGGCAAUAUAUAUGGAUCCUUAUAUACGUAGAAUGAAUUCAUCACUUUAACAGCAUUGCAUCAGUUCUAAUUUAAGUGUACAGCUUAUUUCUUUUUUUUUUUUUUUUUUUUCCUUAAUAUUUAGUUAGGAGCAGCGGGGAGAAUAGAUUAGCUCCCUUACGAUUCAUUACACGGAAUAGGACUCAAACUCUAAAGAUUACAUUACUGAACUUGCUUACUUUACUUUUGAUUUUCUUAACCGGCAAAUCUGACAUAUCU
This is a messenger RNA of Linepithema humile (Argentine ant), 8529 nucleotides long. RefSeq names its product enhanced adult sensory threshold (gene east). NCBI's taxonomy places the organism in Eukaryota, Metazoa, Arthropoda, Insecta, Hymenoptera, Formicidae. The record is from RefSeq and is a predicted model, not a curated record.